Messenger RNA from Vespa crabro (European hornet), 4883 nucleotides. RefSeq names its product abscission/NoCut checkpoint regulator. Gene Ontology annotation, molecular function: phosphatidylinositol-3-phosphate binding. Gene Ontology annotation, biological process: abscission; mitotic cytokinesis checkpoint signaling. The transcript has 6 exons. Gene Ontology annotation, cellular component: cleavage furrow; midbody; centrosome. The coding region runs from base 243 to 1214 and encodes 323 amino acids. NCBI's taxonomy places the organism in Eukaryota, Metazoa, Arthropoda, Insecta, Hymenoptera, Vespidae. The record is from RefSeq and is a predicted model, not a curated record.
UAAAUUGUAUUCAUGAAUCGAAUGUUAUCUUGAUCGUUAUUAAUGUUUCUUGAAAUUGCACUAUUUUUAAUUAUUCGAAUGUAACGUUAAGUGAUGAAAAAUUUAUUGUACAUUGACAAUUUGUGACGUAAUAACCACUUGAUUGAUAUCACUGUUCCACAAAGUGAGAUCUAUUCGUAAGAAUUAUUAUUAUACUUUCUCUAGUAGAUUCUUGUACAAUUGAAAUGAUGACAAAUUAGAAAAUGUCGUGUAAUACGUGUCAAACGAAGUUUUCAUUCUUUAAAAAGGAACAUGCUUGUCCUACUUGUGGUUUCUCACAUUGUAGCAAGUGUCUAAAAUAUCAACAUAAUGUACCAAGUAAAACAGUAAAGAAGAUCUGUGGACGUUGUUACCACAAGAAUAAAUCUAUAAAUAAAUUAAGUAACAAUAUGGAAUCUCCACCUUCUGAUUCUUCAGAGACUCCUUUAGCUCCAAUUGACAUUGUAAGGAAAUUGGAUUCUUUAGAAAAUCCAGCUAAGCCUCCUAUCGUUAUGUACACUCAUGCGAAUCAUUGGGAUAAAUUUAAAACUGGUAUGGAGCCUGCCGAUCAAGAAAUAGUAGAUCGAUUGAGAAAAUUGAAAGGAGAAGAUAAUAAAGUACGACUUCCUAGCAUAGAAGAGAUCAAGAGAAGGUUGGCAAUAUUGAAAGACGAAGAACCCGAAGAGAAAACCAUAAAUAUUCAUCAAGUAGAUAGCAGAACGGAUCAAGAGAAAACUGACGAUUUAAUAAAAGAAUAUCUUGAAAGACUUAAAUUAUCUUCGAAAAGCAAUGCCGAUAAAGAAAUUGAAGCACGACUGCGAGCGCUACAAGAUAUUAAUAAUUCUAAAUCUAACUCCAGUCAAAGUCAUAGUUGUAAUGACUUUGAUGACGAAGAUGAACAUGCUGUGACGAAGAAAAUCAUUGAAAAAGCAAUGGCUGAAGUAGCUCUUGAACAAAAAUAUGACGACCUGGAUGAACUUGAAGAAAUGGAAGUAGAGACUGGAACUCCAAACGAUGACGAAGAUGAAAAACCUUCCUGCGUGAUGUGCGAUCAAACGGUUGAUUUGAUGAAAUGCAAAGGGUGCAGUGGUGAUCUUUACUGUUCAAUAUGUUUCGAAGAUAACCACGAUGACUUUGAAAUGAAAAAGCACAAAAAAGUGCCUUUUAAGCCUACGAACGGGAUGAUUCCAGAAUAAAUAUUUUACGAAAUAUUAAUCGCAUAAAGCAAAACAUUGGUCUCUUUGAUAUUUGGGACGCUUUUGAUAUUCUAUGCACGUUCAAUAUCACUUGCUCGUCAUUUUUAAUAACUUUAAUAUUACAAUAUUAUAUUUUAAACUAUAAUAAAUGCUUAAACAUUAUCGGUCAACAAGAAAUCAUAUGAUGUGACUUUGGAUGUAACGUAGACUUUCAUUAAUAUUUUUAAAAAUGGUCGGAAAAGAAAAAUAUACUUUGAUUUCUAUAAUCAAUUAUUAUUUCGCAUAAUUUAGAAACAAGUGCACUUUUAAAUGUAGUAUGUUUUAUGCUACACAUACUGCGAACAGUAAGUGUUCAAUAAGUAGAUUCAUAGAGUUUUUGCAAAUUAUUUAUAGAAAAAGCUUUAACAUAGAAUAAAGAUUCCCAUAAGACAAAAAAUUUAACGUAGUAGUAAAUUUAUACAUAUAAAAAAAAUUAUAACCAUGUAGUAAACUAAAAUUGCACAACUAUUCUAAUAAAUUAACUUACAACUACAGCAAACAUUUUAAAAGUCACUAAAAAGAAAAAGAGAGAGAAAUAGAUAAUUAACAAUUCCAAUAAUUUUCAUACUAAUUAAUACAAACUUGGAUAUCUUUGAUCCAUACAAUAAUACUAUGUAUUAAUGUACUAUAUAAGUAUUGCAGAUGUACUUUAAAAAAGAAAACGAAAAAAAGAGAUCUACUUUGCAAACAAGUAUUUUUUUAUACUUAUUUCAAACUUUUAAUAUAUGAGAAACAAUACUUGGUUUGCUUUUUGAAAUACUUAUGAUUACUGUACAUAUUAUGUAUAUUUCUAUUAUGUAAGAUUUCAUCAAAAUGAUUACAUAAAAAUAGUGUUAAUUAUUACCAUUAUAAAGAACUUUCUUUACUAAAAUAUUAUUAAACAUAAAAAAAUAUAUAUGUACACACACACACACACACACACAAUAAUAGCUUGCUUUAAUAAUAUUGAAAUUUUGUCAAAUAAGAUAUAUUAGAAGCGUAUAUAUAUUUUUUUUUAUUUCUUAGAAACCAAUCCUCAAUAAAAUAAAUAUUAAUUUUUUUAUAUAGUUAUACAUUUUUAAGUGAUGAUCAUUUUCGCAUUUAAUCAAUCUUAUUCACAAUUCUGAUAUGCGAUCAUCGUUUAUUUCCGCCAAAUUAAAUGUACCAAAAAGAUAAAUCCUAUAAGUAGUUUCUCACAAAUUGUGAAAACUUCGGGAAUCAUCGGCUAUACUCGACUAUAUUCGACGUGUUUGAUUGGGAAUCACGGGAUUCCCCAAAGGAAGAAGAAGAAGAAGAAAAAAGAAAGAAAAGAGACGACGUUCGAGCUCAGGCGUCGCGACGCAAAAACAUUUACUUCUAACAGUCUAAGCACUGCUUACUAUUUUUAGAUCUGUCGUUUCGCUUGGCCAUGCCAAGCUUUCAAAUCGUACGACGGCGUUACGAAUCAGCUUCGAGAAUUCGUCGAAUUGUUACAUAUAUAUAUUAAAUACCAAUUUUUCAUUUUAUCAAAUCAUCUUCUUUUUUUUUUUUUUUUUGGAGAAUCCCCUUCAAUGAUAUCAAAUUUAGAUUAGAAGAUAAAAUCUCGAAAUGAGAAAUAAAAAUAACACACACAUGUGUACAUUUUUAGCCAAAAUAAAUACAUAUGUAUAUAACUCAACAUAUUACAAAUGAUUAAUCUAAAUUAAAAUAUAAAUCAUCUUAUUUUUAAUCAUUCAAUUAUUCUUCUACAUCUUCUAAAAACACAUCGCUUAAUAUUUAUGAAAUUUUUUGAGUUUAAUUCUAGAUUUUACAUCAUUCAAGAUGAUUUUAUGUUUUUUAAUAUUUGGAUACUAAUUAAUUAUCAGUAUUACUCAAUUUUUUUUUCUUUUUUAUUAAUAUGUCUAUAUUAUUUCCUUUACAUUUUUAUAAAGUGUACAAACACUUGGUACGAAUGUUUAAAACAUAGGCGGUCAUUUUAAAUAUUUCUCUCAUACGGUAAAAAAAUAUUGACCUUUCUCAAAAAAUUAAAUAAAAAUUUUCUAAUGACUAUAAAUCGAAUAAUACGAAAAAAAGAAUAACGUCUUUCAUUUCGUUAUUUAAUAAUAAAAACAUUGAAAAAAAGAGAAAAAUAGAAAAUUGUCAACGAACGAAAUUCGUUGGCUGAUCGUAAAUUGUACGACGUAAAUAUAACCUCCCUACUGGAUAUUUCGGACUUUGGGUAUUUCUGUGAAACGAAAUGAACGAGCAUAGCAAAAAGCUUGGAAGAAGCAUUUUAACACAAGCGAAACAUAUAUACAUACAUACAUACAUAUAUACAUAUGUAUAUAUAUGUAUACACUAUAUACAUACUCGAGAUGAAUUCAUUUCUUCGUAUAAAAAAAGAGCAAUAAAAAAAUUUUCCUUCGUGGUUCUCUCACUUUUGCUCUCACUGGGACUUCCCUGAACGUGGAUGCGCCAUAAUGAAACAAUUCUAAGGAAUUUGGCAGUAAACGAAACUUUUGCACGUGCCGGAUGUUGUUAUUUGCAGGUCGUUGGCGUUUUCAUAUUACUGUCAAUACAAGAAGAAGCUAGCAAUCGAACAAUCUUAAUUUCGUCUAACAAUAAAAAGUCGGAAAGUAUUUUGUAAAAAAAAAAAAAAAUAAUAGGAGAAAAAGAAUAAUUACAUAAUUAAUUAAAACGAUCAUGUACAUACAAACAUUUAUCUACACAUUCAACAAAUUCAAUUUUCUAUAAAAUUCAAAAUCCUUAUAUAAUUUUAUAUAAAUUUAUGAAUAAACAAAACAGAGAGAGAGAGAGAGAGAGAGAAAGAGAACGAAAAAAAAAUGUUGAUCCAACUGAUGGCCGAACUUUUGGCACACUUGAUAUUUAACUGUUUCUAUUUUUAUAUUCGAGAGAUUGUGAUAUUAUCUUACAAUUUUACUGACAUUUCGUUUAACACUUCUUUUUUUCUCUCUUCUCAUAUAUGUUAGUUUUUUGUUCUCUCUCUCUCUCUCUCUCUUUCUCUCACUUCCCUUUAUCACUUUCUCCAUGCAAUUCCAUAGUUCUUAAAAAAUAGUUGUAAAUUGUACAUCGUAAAGCUACAAGUUUAAGAAUUUUUUUAGAAUCUGAAAAAAAUUAGCUUACAUAAAAUAGAAACCUCGAAACAGUUAGUGUCAUUUGAUUCUCUUCAUAUUGAAUUUCAUUGUUUGAAAUUUGGAAGAAAUAUGUUAUGUUGUAAGAUAAGUAUUAUAUAUAUAUAUAUAUAUAUAUAUAUAUAUAUAUAUAUCGUGCAUUUGUAUUGAUAUAUUUUAAAACAAAUUUUUUUCUUUUUUUUUUUUGACACAUUUUUUAUUUUUAUUUCUUUUUCUUUUUUUUCUUUUUUAUUUUAUUUCAUUUUUAUACGAUUCUGUUGUCUUAAAAAAAAAACAUGGGGAACUAAUUUAUUCUAGUUUACUUACUCUAUUAUAUUAUCAGGAUCCGUCGUUAGAAAUUUGUAAGAAACAAUAAAAACAUUCUUGUAAAAGCUUACAAGUCAAGACCAGUCUAUGUAUUUUCACUGAAUUUCGUUUACUCGUCAAAUUAUUACACGUUCACCAAAAUGUUGUAUUAUUAUUAUCAUUAUUAAUCUUAUUAUUAUUAUUAUUAUUAUUAUUAUUAUUAUUAUUAUUAUUAUUAUUAUUAUUAUUAAUAUUA